CGAACUCUCACCCCCCUUCACAUAAUAACAGGAAAAUAUAAUCAGGGGGGAAAGAAAACUAUUGUCAAGGAUUUAUGUUAUUGACAACGCACAUUUGCACAAGUCUUGAUAAAAUCAUUUUUGAUAUUGACAGCUGUUCAUGAAUGUUGUUGUUUUCGUUUUCCUACCUCUUCAUUGCAAAAAAAUAUGGAAGAAUUAAUCAAGGAGUUUUUAAAUGCUAUAUCUACAAAAGAGAAGAGCGCUGUAAAAGAAUCCAAACUCAUUUGUUUCUGUGAGGAAAAUGUAACUACCUUCUCGUUUCAAAAUAUAAAUCAACUUUUAAGGCAGGAGUUUAUUCUUUGCUUGAUAAACGAGUUGAGCAGUGAGGAAGGGAAAGCUUUUGAUGGUUAUACAGCACGAUGCUUACAAGCCCUACGAAUCUUAAGUAGGGACAAAUCCAACUUAGACGAAAUGGUAACGGAGAAUUCUUGUCAAACUUUCCUUCAACUUGCUGGCCUUUAUUCUGGAAAUUGUCCAAUGAAAUUAGAAGGAGUUAUAGCUAGAUCAGAAGAAGUCAUUGAAGCUUUGAAAUGUGUUUGUAAUUUAGUGUAUCAAAGUAUGCAGUUUAAGGAUUAUGUUGUUAAAUACAACUGUACUUCUUCAUUGUGUAAACGCUUAGCUUGGUUUGAUCAAUCAGAUCUUCCAAGAGAUGUGAAAUUUUUUGAUCUAAGAUUAUUGUUUGUUGUGACUGCUCUUGAGGCAAAUCAACGAAUGGAAGCAUUACGAUGUAAUGCUGUUGAGCUGUUGACUAAAGCUUUAAAUCAAGUUAUUCCUGGUCAUGAUGACAGACAAGAAUUUCUUACUAAAGAACAAGAAAUGAUAGAGACUGAUUCAGAUUCAUCUUUAUCAUCCAGGCCUUGUUUGCCUGAGAUUUCACUCAGUAAAGAAGACAUAGAGAUAUUUGGAGAAAUGCUUAAAGUUCUCUUCAAUAUUACCAUCAACAUCAGCCAAGAAAAUCCAGAAAAUAACCUAAAAAUACUGAGUGCUCAAUUGAUUUUCAUACUUUGCCAUCUGCUUAUCAAAUGCAAGCAACUUGAUGAUGAACCAAAGAAUCUUCAAAAUCAUAUUAUAAAUAUGUUGAUCAAUCUUCCUUAUGAUUCCUAUCGUUUUUUGCAUUGGAGAAUUGAUAAACUCGUUGCAGAAGAAUUAAUGAAUGCUUUUAAUUCCAAGGAAAAUACAAAAAAAUACCCCGUAAUCUUUGAGUGCUAUAAUGUGGAGGCAAUUUGUGUAUUACUACAGAUUCUUGACCAAAGGUUGAUUGAAAACAAAAAUCUAAAAGAAUAUGUAACUCCUCUUCUCUCUGUUAUGACAACUGUUUCCAAGCACAACAGAAUCAUUCGUAAAUAUUUACGUCAACAAGUGUUACCAUCAUUAGGUCAUGUUGGUAAAGAGAAACCUGAAGAUAUUGAAAACAUCCGAGGAAGACUAGCUAGGCUUCUUACCUCUGCUAUUCCCGAAAUAAAGGAAUCUGUUGGCGAAUUUUUGUUUGUAUUAUGCAAAGAAAACGUUGCACGUCUCACAAAGUACGUGGGCUAUGGAAAUGCUGCAGGUUUCCUGGCAGAUCAUGGUCUAAUGGCUGGAAAUGAUGACGAUAACAUGGGAAACUAUUCCAAUGAUGAUGAGGACUCCGACACGGAAGAGUAUAUGAAAGUAAAAGAUAAAAUUGACCCAAUGACAGGGGCGCAAACAGACGUCGAAGUUGACAAUCCAUUGAAUAAAAUGAGCGAAGAAGAAAAAGAAGCAGAGGCAGAGGAACUAGCAAAAUUGUUGAGCAAGUUAAACAAAAAUGGUUUAGUGAAAUCUGCUGCCAUUGGUCCUGAUGGAAAACCAGUUGAAUUAAACAUUGAAGAAGACUGAGAGCAAAGAUUCCUAGACGUUCUCUUUUAUACAUUGGUGUAGUUUUUAGUUGUGUCUUUACAAUAUUUAAAGAUUAGUGUUGGUUUUGUGAGACGAUGAGAGAUCUUUUUAGCCUGACGUCAUUAAAUUUGACUUCAACGUCCAAUGAUUGAUCGUCAUAAACAAAAAAAAAAGCAACUCUAACCAUUUUGGUAAAUUUAUCAUUUAAGUACCUACUUCUUUGAUAUAACAUUGUCAUUGUUAACUACAUCUGUCUAUUUAAUUAAUACAUUAUCGACUAAAAA
Molecule: messenger RNA, 2180 nt
Organism: Xenia sp. Carnegie-2017
Lineage: Eukaryota; Metazoa; Cnidaria; Anthozoa; Malacalcyonacea; Xeniidae
Product: synembryn-A-like
Exons: 5
Coding region: 187-1896 (569 amino acids)
Biological process (GO): G protein-coupled receptor signaling pathway
Cellular component (GO): cytoplasm
Molecular function (GO): G-protein alpha-subunit binding; guanyl-nucleotide exchange factor activity
Source: RefSeq, a predicted model, not a curated record